Molecule: messenger RNA, 888 nt
Organism: Peronospora matthiolae
Lineage: Eukaryota; Oomycota; Peronosporomycetes; Peronosporales; Peronosporaceae
Source: the annotation of a GenBank genome assembly
AUGAUGAGUACCAAGCGCGCCGAAGUCCUCCUAGGAAGUGGAAAUUAUUUCCAUUGGGAGUUCAAUAUGAGGAUGUCGCUCGCCAGAAAAGGACUGCUGGCGCACGUGGAGGUGGUCAAGGCGGAGAGUGAGAUAACGGAAGCUUGGUUAGUAAAUGACGCAACGGCUCUCGGCAUCAUCGCGCAGGGUGUGGAACUACAACACCAGACAAAGAUCCGUUCGUCGACGCGUGCUAUUCAAGCGUGGGUAACACUUAGGGAGUUCUACAAUCGCACUACACUAUACAAUCGGGUCACGAUGACACAGCGCCUCCACGAAUUCAAGAUGGAUGCUGGAACGGCCAUGGCAAAGCAUUUGGACGCUUUCGACGAGCUCGUUGUCGGUCUUCAGACGCUUGGAGAGCCUGUCGACGAGGCACGGCAGCUGGUAGUGCUACUGACCAGCCUUCCAGCCGAAUACGAGCUGAUAUCGUCGAUCAUCGAGAACGUCAAGGAUAUCACGCUCAUCGAGGUGAAAGAGAAGCUGCUGAAGGAGUGUGAACGGUUGGAGAAGAAAGACACGACUUCGGAACGAGCAUUUAAGGUCAACGCUGGACGUUUCAAGGGCAACAAGAGGAGUGGUCGCAAGUGGAGCGAUCAGAAGAAGAACUCUAGUGGUUUCCAAGGCAAGUGUUUCAAGUGCAACAAAGUUGGGCAAAUGAAGCGGGACUGUCAAGAGGGAACAACAGACGGCGAUGCGGUAUUUGCUGUAAGCACAGAACGUGUAAACGGAUGGUUGAUCGACAGCGGUGCGACCGCACACAUGACCCCGCACCGUUCUGAUCUGUUCGAGUAUGAGAACGUGAAUAGUGGCAUCGAAGUAACAAUCGCUGACGGAAAGAAGCUGUAG